Megalobrama amblycephala (Wuchang bream) is the source of this 2585-nucleotide messenger RNA. RefSeq names its product progesterone receptor (gene pgr). Lineage: Eukaryota; Metazoa; Chordata; Actinopteri; Cypriniformes; Xenocyprididae. The record is from RefSeq and is a predicted model, not a curated record. Gene Ontology annotation, biological process: regulation of DNA-templated transcription. The coding region runs from base 154 to 2058 and encodes 634 amino acids. The transcript is spliced from 8 exons. Gene Ontology annotation, molecular function: sequence-specific DNA binding; zinc ion binding; DNA-binding transcription factor activity.
UUUUUAGAGUGGUUGUUGUUUAAUAUUUAGGAAUAAGUUGCUGGGACAUUUUGUACAGCCUCUCACCACAAGGAGUAAUACACAGAGACGGUUAUACGCCACAGAUCACAACUUCCAACCAAACAGAGAGGACGCAUCUCCAGAUUUGUGAUUAUGGAAACCAAAACUAAUAGUAGAAUGGACACUGUGAACACUUCUCUCGCUGAUUCCACAGAGAUGAGGAUGGAAGUAAGUAAUUUAAUGGAGAAAUAUACGGACGGGAGUUUUGGGCACGGCAGUGUCUCCGUGCGUAAUUUUGGACAUGCGGGAUCUUUACGCGGCUGCGCACCUGGAACAAGCAGCGACUCUCUGGAUCAACUAUCUAUGCUUGACUUGCCUCUCGGUACUAAAACGUAUACUGAUCACAUAGAUGAAUUUCUGAAAAUCGAAACCGGACAGUGGAGCGCAAAAGCGCUUUUGCCGAAGGAGACAGAUUUUCCAGAGAGUUCGUUUAUCAAAGAUGAGAAAGAACAGUCUCUCAUUAUGGAGCCAACCAACACUGAUUUCGACAUAAGCGCCUUAGAAAGCUGCUACGACUCUACCGAAAGGAAACAGCUGUGUGGGUUUAUAGAAGAGUAUUCCGCUUUGCUUUCAUCUCAAGCUGCCCAACAGGUAGUUGUGGACAGUUCCUCUAACUUUCAGUUGGACAUGAAUCAAUCUACAUUGGUUUUGCCACCUCCGAGAAGAGUAUCGCCUUCUUUAGGCAGGGGUAUGCUGAAUUUCGAUGGAACAAGCGCAGCUCCCAUGAUGUCCAAAUCGGACGUUUCGAAAUGGGUUUCCCCCGCGAGCUCCCCGUUCUGGUAUCAGUCCACUAAUGUGAAUGACGAGCACGCUGUAUACUCUUCAGCAGAUGGCGUCAUCCCGCGCUCACAGACAGUCUACUCUGCUUUCUCAGGGGUUCCACCUCAAAGACUGUGUGUUAUAUGUGGAGAUGAGGCUUCGGGUUGUCACUAUGGAGUUCUUACCUGUGGAAGCUGCAAGGUGUUUUUCAAGAGAGCUGUUGAGGGUCACCAUAACUACCUGUGUGCGGGACGAAAUGACUGCAUUGUUGAUAAAAUCAGGAGAAAAAAUUGUCCCGCAUGUCGUCUUAGAAAGUGCUACCAGGCAGGGAUGAUGCUUGGAGGCCGUAAGAUGAAGCGGUUUGCAAGUAUGAAGGUCACGGGGUUGAGUCCAUCACUGAUGUUCCAGGGUCCGUUAACCCUGCUGGCUGAUGGUCAAACUGUGUCCUCCCUGCCCGGUAUGCCAGCCAUCCGUGAGCUGCAACUGGCCCCGCAGAUGAUCAGCAUUCUGGAGGGCAUUGAGCCACAGGUGGUCUACUCUGGCUACGACAGCUCGCAACCAGAGCUUCCCCACAUUCUCCUCAACAGUCUCAACAGACUCUGUGAGAGGCAGCUGCUCUGGAUUGUCAGAUGGUCCAAGUCUCUUCCAGGUUUUCGCAAUUUGCACAUCAACGACCAGAUGACGCUAAUCCAGUACUCCUGGAUGGGUUUAAUGUUGUUCUCGCUGGGCUGGAGAACAUUCCAGAAUGCCACCUCUGAUUACCUGUACUUUGCACCUGAUCUUGUCUUGAGCCAGGAUCAAAUGAGGAGGUCUCCGAUCUACGACUUGUGCUUGGCUAUGCAGUUUGUUCCACAAGAAUUCGCUAACUUGCAAGUGACCAAGGAAGAGUUUCUGUGCAUGAAGGUUUUGAUGCUCCUCAACACUGUUCCUCUGGAGGGCCUGAAGAGUCAAUCGCAUUUUGAUGAAAUGAGACAGAGCUACAUCUGUGAGUUGGUGAAAGCCAUCCAGCUGAAGGUGAAAGGAGUGGUGGCCAGCUCACAGAGAUUCUACCACCUGACCAAGCUCAUGGACACCAUGCAUGAGAUUGUGAAGAAGGUCAAUCUCUACUGUCUGAACACAUACAUCCAGGCGGACGCCAUGAAGGUGGAGUUUCCAGAGAUGAUGUCAGAGGUCAUUGCAUCACAGCUGCCAAAAGUGCUGGCGGGCAUGGUCAGACCCCUCCUGUUUCACAACAAGUGAAGCCAUGUGAUCCAGACAGUAUGCUUGGGUCUGUGACUCCUCGUGUCUCUGGUGUACGUGUAUCACAUCUAGUUAAUGUAGACACACAUCUUUCCAUAUACAAUUCCUCUGCUUUUAAUAGUCAUAAGUUCUGAUCUGAUGUGUUAUUUGAAAAUCAACAAUUUUUCAAUAGGAGAAAAACAAAAUAAAAAACAAUCUUUCACAGUCGAAUUGUAAAGAAAGUAUAUACUCUGCUAUAUUAUUAAACCUGCUUUUGCAUUUUACAAAUCAUGACAAUCUAACUUAAGACUGUGUUCACACUUGGCAGUUUGGAUAGAUUAAAAUGAACUCUGGUGCGAUUGCUCUGUUAGUGCGGUUCAUUUGAAUUUUGAACACUGCCAUUUGAACUCUGGUGCACACCAAAACACACUGUAAACCCUAAUGCUCAAAAUACUUAAUUGGUUUGAGUAGGAUGAACUUAAAUUAAACAAAUUAGUUCAGUUUAAUUAACUGUUAUGAGUAUUUAGAACUUUCUUUUUCUUUUGAGU